Molecule: messenger RNA, 1753 nt
Organism: Oncorhynchus nerka (sockeye salmon)
Lineage: Eukaryota; Metazoa; Chordata; Actinopteri; Salmoniformes; Salmonidae
Product: cofilin-2
Exons: 4
Coding region: 180-680 (166 amino acids)
Biological process (GO): actin filament fragmentation; actin filament severing
Cellular component (GO): cytoplasm; actin cytoskeleton; actin cortical patch
Molecular function (GO): actin filament binding
Source: RefSeq, a predicted model, not a curated record
AAGUCACAGGACAAAUUCCCCUUCGAAUCGCACUGCUGAUCCCGCCCGCCGCAAGUGCAGUGGCUCAUACUCGCGCGCACCGUACCCCCACCCGGUCAGGACGUUCAUUCCCAUAUCGCUUUACCCCUAAAGAUUUCCCCACAUAAUAGAAAAUCUCACAGGACCGACGAUCUUACAACAUGGCCUCAGGUGUCACUGUCAACGAUGAAGUCAUCAAGGUCUUCAAUGACAUGAAGGUCAGGAAGUCAUCCUCUACCGAAGAUGUAAAAAAGCGUAAAAAGGCUGUGCUGUUUUGCCUCAGCGAUGACAAGAAGAAGAUCAUCGUAGAGGAGGGCAAGUGGAUCCUCGUUGGUGACAUUGGGGAGUCGGUGGACGAUCCAUACGCAUGUUUCGUCAAGCUUUUACCGCUCAACGAUUGCAGAUACGGCUUAUACGAUGCCACAUAUGAAACAAAAGAAUCCAAGAAAGAAGAUCUGGUAUUCAUAUUUUGGGCACCUGAGGGUGCGCCCUUGAAAAGCAAGAUGAUCUAUGCUAGCUCUAAAGAUGCCAUUAAAAAGAAGUUCACAGGUAUCAAACACGAAUGGCAAGUCAACGGAUUAGACGACAUCCAGGACCGCGCCACCCUGGCAGACAAGUUGGGAGGAAACGUGGUGGUAUCACUCGAAGGGUUACCAUUGUAAACGGAAAAUACUACGUGCCAUCUGGAUUCCAGACGCUUUCAUCUUAGCAGCUGUAUCUAUAGCAUUUGAAUCUAAAGGAAUAGCUUUAGGCUUUUUUGGUCUGUAUUUUUUCCACACAAUGGAAGGAGAUCUCAUUAACAUAUGCGAAAGCCUACAAGUUAUUUUGCCAGAAAACUUCAACUCCUUUUUUUUUUUUCUUCUUACCUUCAAGGAAUGAUCACACAUCACAGGUUUUUCCAAAACAAAUAUGAACAGCAACGCCACACUACCUGAGAUGAAUAACACUCCCACAAUAAAAACAUUAAAGAUUAGCACUGUUUUUGCAUUCUUCGCCACUUAAACAAUGAUGACUAAAUGCUCAGUAGUAUAGGGACAUGGGAAUGCUUUCUAUAAUGCCUUGACAGUCAUAUUCACUGCCUAGGUUACAGCUAAUGGCAAGUAUUUUGCACUCAUGAUGUUUUCAUAUGGCUGACUUAUUUAUUUACAAUGUUCUAUUUUAUCCAAUAUGUUAUUUGACAUGGCAAAACACGUAAUAGACUAUGCAUAUACUAAGCACUUUGUUUAUAGACUACAAAAGUUGAGGCAAAAAGGUCAAGAAUAACUAAAUAAUAUCUGUAUUUAUGUUAACUAGAUAGAGAUGUUACCAGUUUUCAUUCCUUUUAUGCAUAUGGACAAGAACAGAUCAGUAUUUGACUGUUCAAUUGCAGCCUUACUUUCAGUUGAAUGUACAGGACACCACAGUAAAGGGGGGUUGGUGCUUGCAGUUUUUUUUAACACUAAAAUAAAGAUAUUUCAAAUAUAUCAAUAAAGAUGGCAAUAUGUGCAUUUGGAGCCUUAAGUGGAACAUUGUUUUUGAGAUUGGGCGAGGAGGUUGCCACUUUACAAUAAAACCUUGUGGCAGAUAACAGAAAUAAGUGUCUUUUGUUCUGUGUGCAUCUGUUCAUCAGGAGGGCUGGGCAACAAUAAAGAGAUACGUGACUGAUUUCCUCUAACAGAAAAGAUCUGGUCUACAUGCUGUGUUCUGCUACAAUGUAUUCGUUAAUGUUUUAUUCAAUUAAACCGGAUGCAGUGGG